ACUCCCAUCUGCAGAAAAUUACCUUCAUCUCUGAGGAACCCUUGCUGUUUCCUAUACCUCCAGCAUCAUGGUUUCUUAUUCCAUGGAGUCUCUCAGUGUCCUGGGUUCCCUCCUGUUGCUUGGAUUCCAGCUCGUCUGCCCACAGCCCUCUACUGAACACAGAAAGGUCCCGCAGCGGAUGAUGGCUGCGGCAGGCGCCCCCGAGGACGGCGGCGGUGGCGCUCCGGGCGUGUGGGGAGCCUGGGGCCCCUGGUCAGCUUGCUCGCGCAGCUGCAGCGGCGGCGUGAUGGAGCAGACGCGGCCCUGCCUUCCAGGCUCAUACCGGUCGCGCAGUCUGUCGCGGUCCGGCGCCCCCGCGCGACCCUUCGCGGGACACGUCGUGUCCGCCGUGCGUACGUCUGUGCCACUGCACCGGAGCCGCGACGAGUCCCGCACCCUAGCCGGCCUCAACGCAGGUCGCCAGGGCCCCGCAGUGUUGCGCGGCAGCCGGCACCCGCAGGCCCGGGGCCAGGAAACCGCGGCGGAAAGAAGGAGCAGGACCCGAGGCCCCAUUGGCCCUGGCAAGUAUGGCUAUGGUAAGGCCCCAUACAUCUUACCACUGCAGACAGACACUGGACACACGCCACAGAGGCUUCGGAGACAGAGACCUUCACCUCGACAUUCCAGGUCCCAGGGGGCAUCCAGUCCUAGACAUGGCUACGGUCUGCCAGCCAGCCAGGACCCCCAGCAUAGCUCUGUGUACCAAAGUGACAGUGAUCCUCUCUCUGGACUGCAGACCUCAGAAGCUUCCAUCUACCAGCUGCCAUUGACCAAUGACCAAGGCUUCCCUGCAGCCUCGAGUCUCUUCCACAGCCCGGAGACAAGCAACAACAAUGGUGUGGGGUCCCACAGGGCUGCUCAGAGUUUCUCGCAGCCUGCCCGGUCUACAGCAAUCUCCUGCAUUGGGGCCUAUAGACAGUAUAAGCUGUGCAACACCAAUGUAUGUCCAGAAAGCAGUAGAAGUAUCCGAGAGGUGCAGUGUGCAUCAUACAACAACAAGCCAUUCAUGGGACGCUUUUAUGAAUGGGAACCAUUUGCAGAAGUAAAGGGCAAUCGGAAGUGUGAGUUGAACUGCCAAGCAAUGGGCUACCGCUUCUAUGUACGACAAGCAGAGAAGGUCAUUGAUGGCACUCCUUGUGACCUGAAUGGCACAGCCAUCUGUGUGUCUGGACAGUGCAAGAGUAUUGGCUGUGAUGACUACCUGGGCUCCGACAAAGUCGUAGACAAGUGCGGGGUAUGUGGAGGUGAUAACACCGGCUGUCAAGUUGUGUCAGGCGUGUUUAAGCAUGCCCUCACUAGCCUGGGCUACCACCGAGUGGUUGAGAUUCCUCAGGGAGCCACAAAAAUCAACAUCACUGAGAUGUACAAGAGCAACAACUAUCUGGCCUUGAGAAGUCGUUCUGGUCGCUCUAUCAUCAACGGGAACUGGGCAAUUGACCGGCCCGGAAAGUAUGAAGGUGGAGGGACGAUGUUCACCUACAAACGUCCAAAUGAGAUUUCGAGCACUGCAGGAGAAUCCUUUUUGGCGGAAGGUCCCACUAAUGAGAUCUUGGAUGUCUAUAUGAUACACCAGCAGCCUAACCCAGGAGUCCACUAUGAGUAUGUCAUCAUGGGGAACAACGCCAUCAGCCCACAGGUGCCACCUCACAGGAGACCAGGGGAACCCUUCAAUGGCCAGCUGGUACCGGAUAGGAGCCAGGACAAGGGAGAAGAAAAAGAGAGGAGCGAGGAGAAGGAAGGUGUGCACAGCGAGGCGCCCGAAAUAUUCACCCCAGAAUCAGCCCAGACCUUCCCUGUCAGGCAGCCAGAUAGGUUUUCUUCCCAUCGACCAGACAAUUCAGUGCCACCAGCAGCACCACAGCCCCCGCGGAGAAGCCGAGAUCACAACUGGAAGCAGCUGGGGACCACAGAAUGCUCGACAACCUGUGGGAAAGGAUCACAGUAUCCUAUUUUUCGCUGUGUGAACCGAAACACUCACAAAGAGGUCCCGGAGAGCUACUGUGACUCCAGCAUGAAGCCGACCCCCGAGGAGGAGUCCUGCAACAUCUUCCCUUGCCCAGCUUUCUGGGAUAUCGGGGAAUGGUCCGAGUGCAGCAAAACCUGUGGCCUGGGCAUGCAGCAUCGCCAGGUCCUGUGCCGCCAGGUGUAUGCCAACCGCAGCCUGACAGUGCAGCCUUACCGCUGCCAGCACCUGGAGAAGCCUGAGACCACCAGCACCUGCCAGCUCAAGAUCUGCAGUGAGUGGCAGAUCCGCACGGACUGGACCUCGUGCUCAGUGCCCUGUGGAGUAGGACAGAGGACUCGAGAUGUGAAGUGUGUGAGCAACAUCGGGGACGUGGUGGACGACGAGGAAUGCAACAUGAAGCUCCGGCCCAAUGACAUUGAGAAUUGUGACAUGGGGCCCUGUGCAAAGAGCUGGUUCCUCACAGACUGGAGUGAAAGGUGCUCAGCGGAGUGUGGGGCCGGCGUGCGGACACGCUCAGUGGUGUGCAUGACCAACCACAUCAGCAGCCUGCCCCUGGAGGGCUGUGGGAACAACCGCCCAGCAGAGGCCACCCCUUGUGACAAUGGCCCCUGCACUGGCAAGGUGGAAUGGUUUGCUGGGAGCUGGAGCCAGUGUUCCAUCGAGUGUGGGAGUGGAACCCAACAGAGGGAGGUGAUUUGUGUUAGGAAGAAUGCAGAUACCUUUGAAGUGCUGGACCCCUAUGAAUGUUCCUUCUUGGAGAAACCCCCCAGCCAGCAAUCUUGCCAUCUCAAGCCCUGUGGGGCCAAAUGGUUUAACACAGAAUGGAGCAUGUGCUCCAAGAGCUGCCAGGGCGGCUUCCGGGUCCGAGAAGUGCGGUGUCUGUCAGAUGACAUGACCCUAAGUAACCUCUGUGAUCCUCAGUUGAAGCCAGAAGAGAGAGAAUCUUGUAACCCUCAGGACUGUGUCCCUGAAGUGGAUGAAAACUGCAAGGACAAGUACUACAACUGCAACGUGGUGGUCCAAGCGCGACUCUGUGUCUACAACUACUACAAGACUGCCUGCUGUGCCUCUUGCACUCGAGUGGCCAACAGGCACCCAGGGUACCUGGGGAGCAGAUAA
Messenger RNA from Orycteropus afer afer, 3124 nucleotides. The record is from RefSeq and is a predicted model, not a curated record. Lineage: Eukaryota; Metazoa; Chordata; Mammalia; Tubulidentata; Orycteropodidae.